Molecule: messenger RNA, 1167 nt
Organism: Tripterygium wilfordii
Lineage: Eukaryota; Viridiplantae; Streptophyta; Magnoliopsida; Celastrales; Celastraceae
Product: deaminated glutathione amidase, chloroplastic/cytosolic
Exons: 9
Coding region: 15-980 (321 amino acids)
Molecular function (GO): hydrolase activity, acting on carbon-nitrogen (but not peptide) bonds, in linear amides
Source: RefSeq, a predicted model, not a curated record
UAGCAAACCAAAAGAUGCAUUUUGGCCUCAGAUUCCUUCUAAUCAAAAGUCCUCUUUUGCGCCCAAUAAGACCAAACGUAACGUCACUGUCCGUAAGGUCAGCUGCCACCGUCGCCGGCUUGUCAGCCAUGGCCACGGGCACAGCCAGAGUCGCCGUCGCUCAGAUGACCUCUGUCAAUGACAUCGCUGCCAAUCUCGACACCUGCUCUCGCCUCGUCAAAGAUGCAGCUUCUGCUGGAGCAAAAAUGGUCUUCUUUCCUGAAGCUUUCUCUUAUGUGGCUGCCAAGGACGGAGAUAGUCUUAAGAUUGCAGAACCAUUAGAAGGACCAGUUAUGAAGCAAUACUGCUCUUUAGCGAGAGAAUCCUGCAUUUGGUUGUCACUUGGAGGCUUCCAAGAGAAAGGACCUGAUGAUGAACACUUGUGCAACACACACGUCAUCAUUGACGAUAAUGGGGAAAUUAAGAGCACUUACCGGAAAAUACACUUAUUUGAUGUGGAUGUUCCUGGGAAUAUGGUAUACAAGGAGAGCAACUUCACGACUGCUGGUAAGAAUGUUGUUGCAGUCGACAGUCCUGUUGGGCGUUUGGGUUUGACAGUCUGCUAUGAUUUGAGGUUCCCGGAGCUUUACCAGCAGCUCAGGUUCCAACAUGAAGCACAGGUGCUAUUAGUACCAUCAGCUUUCACAAAAGUGACUGGUGAGGCGCAUUGGGAGCUUCUUCUUCGUGCUCGUGCUAUUGAGACCCAAUGCUACGUCAUAGCUUCUGCACAAGCCGGAAAGCACAAUGAUAAAAGAGAAAGCUAUGGUGAUUCAUUAAUCAUCGACCCCUGGGGAGCAAUAGUAGCCCGAUUACCCGAUAGAUUGUCUACAGGAAUUGCUGUGGCUGACAUUGAUUUUUCAUUGCUUGAUUCUGUGAGGACAAAGAUGCCGAUUGCCGAGCAUCGGAAGCCAAUCAAUUUCUGGAAGCAUGCAUCUCUAUGAUUUUCUCAACUGCCCAGGGGUACAUGGCGGCAUUUGGUCUUGUUGUACAAUCUAAAGAAGGGUCCUAUAUCUUACUUUUUAACUUGGAUUUUACUUUAAAUUGCAUAAUAAGUAACAUUACCAUUGUGAUUGAGCGUGGCUACAUGGUUAAUUUUACUAUAAUUAUACUUGUUCCAUUGCAAGGCUA